Molecule: messenger RNA, 5346 nt
Organism: Naegleria lovaniensis
Lineage: Eukaryota; Heterolobosea; Eutetramitea; Acrasida; Naegleriidae
Exons: 1
Coding region: 1-5346 (1781 amino acids)
Biological process (GO): spliceosomal complex disassembly
Cellular component (GO): catalytic step 2 spliceosome; intracellular anatomical structure
Molecular function (GO): RNA binding; ATP binding; zinc ion binding
Source: RefSeq, a predicted model, not a curated record
AUGUUGUCCAAACCUCACCACACUAACCAAAAAUCAAAGCUCCCACAACUCAUACCAGAGCUUUGCGAAAGGGAGUAUUGUAAAUUUGCUGGAUGUUUAAAGCAACAUUAUCGUGGCUCACGACACGCAUGCUUGAAUGGUGGGAAUUGCUUCAACUUGUCUUGUACUUUUGAUCAUUGUACCGAAAGCAACCCUCACUUUUGGAGUGUAGCCCAACGUCAAGCCAUAUCAAAGCAGCAGUUGAGCUUGAUCCCUCCUCUUGUGGACAGGCCAUCAGGAAGCUCACAGCCCGAAGAAAGAUCGAAAGUGAGCAGUAGUGGUAUGAAGCCAUCUCCUUCUGCAGAGACGUUGGAGAAGUUGCCAAAACUCAUUUCAACUCCAUGCAAAAAGGGAGAUGACUGUCGUGACACUGAAUGUAUCUAUUUUCACAAACACAGACCAAAAUGUUUACAUGCAGAGAAAUGUUGGAAGAAUACAUGCACCUUUGAUCACAGCUCCUUCACCAAUCCAAGCACUCUCAACUCGAGACAACAAAAGCUUUUGAAAUGGAAAAUGCAUCUAUUCAAACAGAAUAGUUUGUUUGCAGGAGGUGAUUGCGGAUCAAGCUCAGAUGAAGAAGAGGAUGACAAUCGUUCCACUUCAAGCGUCGGCAGCACUGCACACUUUGACGUUGAUACGGAAUUUUCAGAAAAGAGUGAUAGCAUCUCCGAGGUUUUUGAUUUGGACGAUCGAGACCCGUUAUUGGAUUUCUCUCAACUUCAAGAAACCUUUAUUCUUGAUACUCUCCAAAAACAAGCUCCAUCCUUGAGCAAAAAACAACUUGAGGAGUAUGCCAACAAAGUACAGUUGUCUAUCAGUGAGCACUUUAUGGAGAGACAAGAGGGCAUUAUGAAGAAAAUGUUGGAAAAUACCAGAACAUUGGGCUUUGGAGAAGAAUAUAUGGCAAUUCGCAAGGCACUUAUGGAAGAAAAGAACCUCCUUCACAAACAAAAGAAAAGCUUUGAUUGUAGAAUGAGAGAAUUGGAAGAGAAAAGAGCUUACUGCUCCAAUUAUUCAUUACUUUACCAAGCAUAUGAGCGAGAAUUCAAGAGAGCCAAAGCACUUCUGCCUUUCUAUGGCUUUAGAGACGAAAUACUUCAAGCGAUUGCUGAUAACGACAUUGUCUUAAUUCAAGGUCAAACUGGAAGUGGAAAAUCCACUCAAAUUCCACAAUUCUUGUUAGAGAGUGGUUAUUUUGGAAGAAAAAUUGCAUGUACUCAACCAAGAAGAGUUGCCACCACCACAUUGGCUGAUCGAAUUAGUGAUGAAAUGAACUGUAAUGGAACUCCGCUCAUUGCAGCAAAAGGAGCACGUAAUUAUCAACAUGGUGGCAAAACCAAGCUCAUCUUGCUGACAGAUCGUUCAUUGUUGAACGAAUUUUGUAAGGACAGAAAUUUGAAAAAGUACGGCUGUAUUAUGAUCGAUGAAGCACACGAAAGAACAGUAUUUACUGAUAUCUUGCUCGCAGAAUUGAAAGCACUUGUGAAACGAAGAAGAGAAUCAGGAGCUCCAUUGAAAUUGAUCAUCAGUUCUGCGACAAUGGACGAGGACUUGUUUUCCUCAUACUUUGAAAAGUGUCCUGUCAUCAAGGUUCCUGGUCAAAUGUAUCCUGUCAAAGUCCACUGGGAAAAAUCUCAAUCCAACUAUGUCAACCAAGCUGUUAAUAAGGUGCUAUAUAUUUUGUUGAAUCAUCGACAAGUUAAAAGCGACGCUUUGAAAGGUUCCAUUUUAGUGUUUUUGACAAAUCCUGAAGAAAUUGAACAAGCAUGUAAGAAAUUAAAACAUGCACUGAAAGCAAAGCAUAACGACUAUGAAAUCCUUCCCUUGCAUGGAAAACUGAGCCCUGAAGCACAGCAACAAGUGUUACGUGAAUCUACAAAGGUGAAAAUCAUUUUUGCAAGCAAUAUUGCAGAGACAUCGGUCACCAUUAAGGGUCUCACCACAGUUAUAGAUACCGGACGUGUAAAAGAGAGAAGUUUUGAUCAAAAUAGAAACAUCUCCCUGCUGAAAGUGAAUUUUAUCAGUCAAAGUUCUUCAUUGCAAAGAAAAGGAAGAGCAGGUAGAACACAACAAGGUGAAUGUUUCAAUUUAUACGAUUACUCGGAAUUUUUGCAGUUUAAUAUCUCACAACCUGCCGAUAUUUUCAAAACUCAUUUGGGAACAGUUAUUCUUCAAAUUUUAACUUGUCACUCCAAAUUCCACAGCAACGACCUUAUCCACUAUGACCUGAUUGAAAAACCAUCACCUAGUGCUCUCAACAGCCAACUCAACAAGCUUCUUGCUUUGGGAUUUGUGAAAGCAGAGUCCGGAAAUUUCAUUUCCAUCACUGAGGAUGGUAAAUAUGCCUCUCAGCUCUUCAUGGACCCCUAUGCCUCAAGAAUGAUUAUCGAAGGAGUGAAAUCAGGUAUUUCAAAAGAAAUCAUAGGUGUUGCUUCCAUGAUGUCUGUUUCAGGAAUGAUUUUCUUAAAAGGAACCGAUACUAAAUCGAAAGAAAAUGUUUUAACCAGCAAGGUCUCUCUUUCUAAGAGUGAAGGUGACUUGUACUCAUUGUAUUCUCUUUACAAGCAAUUCUCAACAUUGAAGCCUGUGAAAGUGCAAAAAGAAUGGUGCUCUCAAAACAGCUUAAAUUGGGUAGCAUUCAAAAUUGCGGAAAGUACUUUCAAGGAACUAUCUAGAAAUGUUAAAUCUUGCAACAUUACAUCGUUGCCACCCAACGUUUCCCUUAAUGAUGACCAAAAGAAGCAAUUCAUCCUUAAAUGCAUUAUUUCAGGAUUUAAUGCAAACAUUGCCUAUUACGAUGGUACAAGAAAAGACCGUUCGCUUAUUUACAAACUUAUAGAGCUGAAUCAAGAAGCAUGUUUACAUCCGUCCUCUGUUGUUUUUUCUGAAGACAAACCUCCAGAGUUCAUUUUAUUCUACGAACUUGUUAGAACAGAGAAGCUGUAUGUCAAGAAUGUGACUCCAGUAGAUAUUGAUACCAUAUGUCAAUACAACAAAACCCUAGACAAAACCAAAAUCGUGAGACAAGUGAAAAAAUUUGUUGAAAAGCAAAUUCCUAAAGCUUGUAUUGAUGUGCUACAAAGUAGAGAGGGAGAAAUGUUGGAAGAUCUUGAAAGAGCUACAGGUUGUGUAAUCGAGAUCGACGAGACGACCAAUUGCUUGAAAUACGAAGUUUCUCAAGAACAAGAAGCUGCCAGUAUGAAAAUUGUGAACGAAAUAGUCAAAAAAGCUUGUCACAAAGUUGAAAAGCAUUUAUUUGAAUUUGUUCCAAGCAAGCAAAACACUGUACGAGUUGUGAUUGGAAGUGGCCUUGAAGUUUUUCAUGUUCUUACGAAACACCAGUACAUUAGACUUAAUUUCAGAACUACUACCAUUGCGGAUAGCUCAUUGAGGCAACAGUUUGAAAGGUUUGGAGAAAUUUGGGACUUUGAAAUUUAUCCCAACCGUACAUCUCAGCAAAAGAUUGAAGGAUAUGUGAUUUACACUAAAUGGGAACAUGCUGAAGCUGCUUUCGAACAGUUAAAGGACUUAAACAACGAUUUGCAACUCUUUCCAACUUCCACCUGUGGAGCAGCCUCUCUCAUUGACGAAGUUCCUUCUCUCAUUGCCACAUGGUACUUGUCGCACUCGAAAGGAACUGCCCGAAUUCAGUUUCCCAAUUCCUUCCUGUUGAGAGAGGCAAAAAAAGCGUUAAAGGUUCCAGGUGCUCUUCCAAUGCUAGCACGAAUUGAAAAAAACGAAACGAAACAAAAUGAAAUCGAGCUCUCGAACUUGGGACGUGAAAUGGACGAAGAAAAAUUGCGUCAACUUUUUGGAAGAUAUGGAAUUUAUCCAUCCAAAGUGGAUGUGUCACGUGAUGAGAUUGAUCCAAAUUCUUAUACUGAACAAACACAAGUACAAACCGUUCUUGUGCAGUCGUUAUUUACACAAUAUGGUAAUUUGGAUUUUGUGGACAUCUUUCCUCCAAAACCAGCCAAAAAGAACUGCAAAGUUUUGGUCAAGUAUAAUUCCCAAACAAGCGCCUCUGAAGCUCUUCAACAGUUGAACGGAAGUCCUUUUGGAUGCGGAAAACUUAGCAUUUCAUACAAUGUGCACGAAAAGAUUUAUUUACCACUUGCGGUAUUUGAAAUUUUCAAGAACGACAUCUAUAAUUCCAUCCAUAUUGUCCAAACACAAUUCCAUUGUAAGGCAGUUUUCAAACGCAUGAAGCAUGACAAAAAGAAAAAUAGUAGUGAAUUUGGUAAUACUGGUUUCGUACAAGUUUUUGCGAACAAUGACAUGAAACAAUUCGAGAAGGCGAAAGCGUUCCUUAGAACGAGUCUUCAGUGCACCACCCUGUCAUUGUCUUUUGUUCAAUUCAAGGAUUUUGAAAAAAAGAAAGAAAAAUUUAAAAACGAACUCAAAGACAAGGUCUAUCUCUCAGCAGAUGCUCGUACGAAACAAGUGAAAAUUUAUGGAAAGGAACAAGAUCGUGAACAAGUGAAGCAAGAUAUCAUGCAAGCGAUUAAGAACGAUAGUAAGAGAUACAUUUCUGUCAAGUCCCUUAAAAAAGUGGUUCCAAUGCUAAGUCAGUUGAAGAAGGAUUUUAAAGGCGACAUUUAUAUGGACGAUAUUAGGUCGAAAAAACUGAUCAUUAUUUCAACAGACACUGAAUAUGAAAAACUCAAGCAGAGAAUUCAACAGAUUGAAAACGAUGGUAACGAGACUAGCUGUGAACAUGAAUGUAGUAUUUGCUGUUCCGAAAUUGAACAAGGGCAAACGCUUGUGUGUGGCCAUCCGUUCUGUGUCACUUGUUUUGCAAUUCAACUCGAUGGAUUCGAUAUUGAAUCGAAGUCUAUUAUUUGUAACGAAUGUAAUUGCAAAGUUCCAGUUCUUGAAAUUCUCAGCACCUACAAGAAUAAUGUUCAUUUAUUCAAGGAAAAGUGUGAAAUUCUCCUUAACAAGUAUUUGCUUAUGAACAAGUUGAAAUGGCAAUAUUGUGAUGUGUGCAAUCAGUUGUGCCGAAUGAUUACCCCAUCUUCGUAUGAGUGUUUGAAUUGUGACAUGGUUUAUUGUGUCAAAUGCAAGAAGAGAAGCCAUGAAGGAGUCUCGUGUGACCAUGAAGAGAACUUGUUUCAACAAUACCUGGCCAGCUUUACCAAAAAGUGUCCAAAAUGUACAAGUCCCAUUGAGAAAAAUGGAGGAUGUAAUCACAUGACUUGUUCUUCGUGCAACAAUCACUUUUGUUGGCUUUGCGGAUAUAGUGCUACGAGUGCGAGCCCAAUUUAUAUGCAUCAAAGCUCUUGCCCAGGUGAUAAAACGUUCUAA